Molecule: messenger RNA, 339 nt
Organism: Racocetra fulgida
Lineage: Eukaryota; Fungi; Glomeromycota; Glomeromycetes; Diversisporales; Gigasporaceae
Source: the annotation of a GenBank genome assembly
AUGGAGCUUAAAUUUGAUGAGAUAAAAAAAAAAAAUAAAAGUGAUGAAUAUAAUGAUGAAUUGCAGAGCAAAAGAAAGAAAAAAAGACCUUUAUACCCAAUUCAUACACAAGCUGUUUUCACUUUACAGGAAUCUUCUGAAUCUGCUACUAAUAGUACUGUAGAUGAAAACCAAAUCUUAUUGGAAGAAGAUAAUGAAGACAAUGAUUGUGAAGUAUUAGAUGAUGAAACAAUUAGUAUUCAAGCUCCACAAGUUGUUCAAAAUUCACCUCAUAUUAUUGGAAGAGGAAGACAAUUCAAGUGUCGUUUUAUGAAUAGUAUAGAAAAGAAGCAAAAUUAG